Molecule: messenger RNA, 1242 nt
Organism: Microtus ochrogaster (prairie vole)
Lineage: Eukaryota; Metazoa; Chordata; Mammalia; Rodentia; Cricetidae
Gene: Fbxo6
Product: F-box protein 6
Biological process (GO): glycoprotein catabolic process; ERAD pathway; SCF-dependent proteasomal ubiquitin-dependent protein catabolic process
Cellular component (GO): endoplasmic reticulum quality control compartment; cytoplasm; SCF ubiquitin ligase complex
Molecular function (GO): ubiquitin protein ligase activity; protein binding
Source: RefSeq, a predicted model, not a curated record
GCCGGACGCGACCGGUGUCCUCGAGUCCGGCGCCGGGACGCUGGGCCUGCGGUCCGUACUCGAGUGUCCGGAACGGUGGCGACACCGGCUUCUCCUUGGUGCAGAGGGCUUCAGGCGCCAAGCAGGGACGUCCGCGCGUGAGCCGGCCGGAGCCCGGCGUGGAUUUUUCCACCCAGGCACAUCAGGGGCACUGCCAUCUCCUUUGCAAGGCCUGGAAGCAGAGCUUCCUGUUGCCACCAUGGUCAACAUCAACGAGCUGCCCGAGAACAUUCUGCUGGAGCUGUUCACCCACGUCCCGGCCCGCCAGCUGCUGUGUAACUGCCGCCUGGUCUGCAGCCUCUGGCGAGACCUCAUCGAUGUGGUGACGCUAUGGAAGCGCAAGAGCCUGCAAGACGGCUUCAUCACCGAGGACUGGGAAGAGCCCGUGGAAGACUGGAAGAUCUUCUAUUUCCUGUGCAGCCUACAGAGGAACCUCCUUCGGAACCCGUGUGCUGAAGAGAACAUGGAAUCGUGGCGGUUAGACUACAAUGGUGGGGAUGAGUGGAAGGUGGAGAGCCUCCCUGGUGCACAUGGCACAAACUUUCCUGACCCCAGGGUCAAGAAAUAUUUCGUCACUUCUUAUGGCAUGUGCCUCAAGUCCCAGGUGGUGGACCUCAAAGCUGAGGGCUACUGGGAGGAGCUGAUGGACACCUUCCGGCCCGACAUUGUCAUUAAAGACUGGUUUGCCCCCAGAGCAGACUGUGGCUGCACCUAUCACAUCCGGGUACAGUUGGCCUCGGCCGACUAUAUCAUUUUGGCCUCCUUCGAGCCUCCACCCGUGACCAUCGAGCAGUGGAAUGAUGCCACGUGGAAGGAGGUCUCCCAUACCUUCUCAGAUUACCCUCCAGGCGUCCGCCACAUCCUCUUUCAACAUGGGGGCCAGGACACCCAGUUCUGGAAAGGCUGGUACGGGCCCCGCGUCACCAACAGCAGCAUCAUUAUCAGCCACAGGACAGCCAAGAACCCCGCCCCUGCCAGACCUCCGCCUGAAGAUGCCCUAGUGAUGGGCGGAAGACACCCUUCUUUGGAUGCAGAAAUCCAUCCUUUGGUAGACUUUCUCUGACAGCCAUCUGUCCACCUCUGCCGGCAGUCAGGUCCCCAGUCCCAGGAGCACCUGCCCUACAUCAAGCCGGCAAACCCAUCAAGCCGGCCUUGACAUUUUGUUGUAAUAAAUGUUGUAAUAAAUGUUUUCAGUAAAUCCAA